AUGGUGAAACUUGUACCACCUCUCUUGGUGAAUGCGAAACUAGUCGCCAAGAUGCGCCUCGCUACAUCUUUGGCCCGUGAAAAAAUUAGUUGUAUCCCCCGUGAUAUCCUUUGGCCCUCUGUAGUACUGGCUGGAGAAUACAUUCAGGUCUGCAUGGUUGCCUACCGUACAUAUCUGCAUAUUCGAUUACAACAAGCAUUGCGAUUGGCGGUGGCUGCACCCACUGCCGCUACGACAUUGUACUUGGGAUGUGUAUCCCUCGUCUGGUAUCCAGAGCCGGGAGCUACAUUAGACACGAGCAGCGUGGCAGCCCUUCCAUUGCCCCGCACGACGGAGGAAUUAUUAAAGUUUGGACGGGACUGUGCCCGUCGAUAUCAUCAACAAUGCGAUGCUGGUGAAACGUUGGGAGCGGCGGCAAGGAAUGAGUUUGUGGGCGAUAUGCUUUGUAUGAUGCGGGCUCUUGCAGCCAUUGAGGGAACGUUUGAGGAGCGGACGCUUGUGACGGCAUCACUUAGUGGUAGAAAAUCCUCACAUGAUGUGGAGUACGCGGCCUCACCAGCAGAGGAGGUCUUGCGCAUUGUGCUCUCCAUCUCACUUGAUCAAGGGUGGUUCGAUAUUGUGGAGGAGGCACGAAAAAAAUUUGAAAUUCUUGUGCGGGAACGUCCAGUACCACCGCAAGCGAAUGUCGCCAGUGCAGUGGCUGAUUUGUGUGCGCUAUCGUAUGAACUAGAACGCUGUACAAGUUCAGAAGAAGUGACAAUUAUACAGCGUCAGCGUGUGGCGAGAGCGGUGGACGCAUUUAGACCAGAAAACUCUGUGCGGGAACGCUGUACCAUCGCUGCAGAAAUUAACGUUCUUCCACUUGUAGAUCUAGACAAGAAGACACGUUGUCUCAUGCUAACACGACGUAGUCCUGGGAGACGACCACAACUCAUUAUUACGUUUAUAGGCACAAAUAGCAUUCGAAAUUGGUGGACAAACUUUAACUAUACCACAACAGAGCUACCUAUAUCUUUUGGAAUGCAGUGUUUUGUUCAUAAGGGCUAUUUAGAAUUAUUGGAGUCUAUUGCAUUUGAUAAGGCUGCCAUGGAGUUUGACCAGAUUAUUCUUAUUGGUCAUAGCUUGGGUGGGGCUCUUGCGCAACUUGGAGGUCUUUAUUUGGCAAACGCUCGUCCUGAGAGAAGAGUUACAGUUCUUACAGUGGCAUCACCUCGAGUCUUUUCUAAUAGUCGAGGUAUCUGGCAGCGCGGCAAAGAUUGGUUAAUAUCUAAUUCCAAAUUAGAUGAGAAUAUGAUUGAUCUCCCUAGUAAUUGCCGUCAUAUUCGUGCUUUUAUGUGCGCAGAUGUGGUGCCAAAGCUACCUCCAUCCCUCCUUGGUUACCAACAUGUGGGAACACCGUUGCCUUUACACACAGGAUGUCUCACACGAUUGUCCUUUGUAGGAUGGGGACUCUGGUCCUGUUUGUUUCAUAGCGCGGAUAUGUAUAAAUCGGUGUUGGAGCAACCUGUUGUAGCUCAGCUUCACCGUUACGAGAAUGUAACAGCACCUCCUUCCCACAAGGAAGGGAAAGAAAUAGAUUGA
Messenger RNA from Trypanosoma theileri, 1581 nucleotides. Its product is annotated as lipase-like protein. Gene Ontology annotation, biological process: lipid metabolic process. The coding region runs from base 1 to 1581 and encodes 526 amino acids. The transcript has a single exon. The record is from RefSeq and is a predicted model, not a curated record. NCBI's taxonomy places the organism in Eukaryota, Euglenozoa, Kinetoplastea, Trypanosomatida, Trypanosomatidae.